This is a messenger RNA of Biomphalaria glabrata, 525 nucleotides long. RefSeq lists its product as uncharacterized. Gene Ontology annotation, cellular component: membrane. The transcript has a single exon. Bases 1 to 525 code for a protein of 174 amino acids. NCBI's taxonomy places the organism in Eukaryota, Metazoa, Mollusca, Gastropoda, Planorbidae. The record is from RefSeq and is a predicted model, not a curated record. Gene Ontology annotation, biological process: G protein-coupled receptor signaling pathway. Gene Ontology annotation, molecular function: G protein-coupled peptide receptor activity.
AUGAAUGCCAUAUGCAGUAAUGUGACAUCCAGGAAUGUGACAUCCAGUAAUGUCACAUUGCAUUGCGGCAAUGACAUUUACUUGGUGAAUACAGCUUCAGUUAAUACGAAGUUUGAUCAAGCUCUGGUUUCGGAUGAAGUUUUAUGGACAUUCACUGCCAUAGUCGAUACCUGGUUCUCCCUGGUAAUCGCCUUCUUGGGAAUCUUCGGCAACACUCUCACCAUCGUCGUCUUCAAGACCAUGGGGUUCAAGGACACGAUCAAUAUCACCAUGACGACCAUCGCCUUCUGGGAUCUCGUUCGCGUGCUGUGCGGUUUCAUCCACAGGUUCUACGGGCCUUUGUCUCUUCUGUCGCCGCCCCUGGGCAGAUCCUGGCAGAAUGCUACCUACCCGAACAUCAACUCCUUGCAGAACAUCGCCACGAACAUCGCUUACGUUAUAGGAGCCUACGUCGCCAUGGAGAGAUGCCUUUGCAUCAGUUUUCCUUUGCGAGUCAAAUCUAUGAUGACGCCUAAUAAUACGUAG